Molecule: messenger RNA, 549 nt
Organism: Laccaria bicolor S238N-H82
Lineage: Eukaryota; Fungi; Basidiomycota; Agaricomycetes; Agaricales; Hydnangiaceae
Exons: 7
Coding region: 1-549 (182 amino acids)
Source: RefSeq, a predicted model, not a curated record
AUGACUUUCCUAAUUGGGAAAUAUGCGAACAUCGUCAUUAACAAGGACAACACCCUGCUAGCCAUUAACUCUUCUGGUCCAAAAAGCGUGGGAAAGGGUUCCCCACCCAAAUGCGCACUGUGCCUGACAUCAGUCACAAUUCAGGGUCCAGGCAUAAGAAAUAUAUUUGGAGUCCAUUCCAGUGGGGAAAUAUAUUUUGGGUGUGACAUUGGACAACAAAAUAUAUUUAGUAUUCAUGGAGUUUGCAAGACUAAUAGCUCAUUCAGGUUGACCAGAGACUGGACCUGCGAACACUACAUACAAGCACCUUCAACUGCCAGCAUCCUCAUAUUUGUGGAAUUAACCAUCGCUUCUGUCACCCCAGGAUUCAAGGUGUUUGCAAGUUCAGUUCAGUCUGGUUUUUUGCCCCCAAAACGCGCAACCGUGGACCGCAACUGGUCUAGGACUGACCCAGAUAUUCAGGGAACUGAACUGAACCACCUAGGACCGGUCUUUUCGCGAUCUAUGGAGCUGGUUCAGACCGAUCCAGACCGGUUUUUUUGCGUAUAA